AUGGCCUCUGGCGAUGCUGAGAUGGCUGUUUUUGGGGAGGCAGCUCCUUACCUCCGAAAAUCAGAGAAGGAGAGAAUUGCAGCCCAGAACAAACCUUUUGAUGCCAAGUCAUCAGUCUUUGUGGUUCAUCCCAAAGAAUCCUUUGUGAAAGGGACAAUCACGAGCAGGGAAUCGGGAAAAGUCACUGUCAAGACUGAAGGGGGAGAGAAGUCCAGAGUCACUUUCCAGCUCAAGGCGGAAAGGAGCUACCACAUCUUUUAUCAGAUCAUGUCCAACAAGAAGCCAGAGCUAAUUGAAAUGCUCCUCAUCACCACCAACCCAUUUGACUUCCCUUUUGUGAGUCAAGGUGAGAUCACUGUCCCCAGCAUUGAUGACAAGGAGGAGUUGAUGGCAACAGAUAGUGCCAUUGACAUCUUGGGCUUCACUGCUGAUGAAAAGACAGCCAUCUACAAGCUGACAGGGGCUGUCAUGCACUAUGGGAACCUGAAAUUCAAGCAGAAACCAAGAGAGGAGCAAGCAGAGCCUGAAGGCACUGAAGUUGCUGACAAGGCUGCCUACCUGAUGGGUCUGAACUCAGCUGACAUGCUCAAGGCCCUCUGCUACCCCCGAGUCAAGGUGGGCAAUGAAUACGUGACCAAGGGCCAAACAGCACAGCAGGUGCACAAUGCUGUGGGUGCCUUGGCAAAGGCGCUUUAUGAGAGAAUGUUCCUGUGGAUGGUUGUUCGCAUCAAUGAACAGCUGGACACGAAGCAGCCCAGGCAGUACUUCAUUGGUGUGCUGGACAUUGCUGGCUUUGAGAUCUUUGAUUUCAAUAGCUUUGAACAGCUGUGCAUCAACUUCACCAAUGAGAAACUGCAACAGUUCUUCAACCACCACAUGUUCGUGCUGGAGCAGGAGGAGUACAAGAAGGAGGGCAUUGAAUGGACAUUCAUUGAUUUUGGGAUGGACCUGGCUGCCUGCAUUGAGCUCAUUGAGAAGCCCAUGGGCAUCUUCUCCAUCCUGGAAGAGGAGUGCAUGUUCCCCAAGGCAACUGACACCUCUUUCAAGAACAAGCUCUAUGACCAGCACCUGGGCAAGUCCAGCAACUUCCAGAAGCCAAAACCUACCAAAGGCAAGGUUGAGGCCCAUUUCUCCCUGGUGCACUAUGCUGGCACAGUGGAUUACAACAUCACAGGGUGGCUAGAGAAGAACAAGGACCCUCUGAAUGAAACUGUCAUUGGGCUGUACCAGAAAUCAUCUGUGAAGACCCUGGCUUUACUCUUUGCCAACUAUGGUGGAGCAGAUGCAGCUGAGGCUAGUGGUGGUGGUGGUGGCAAGAAGGGAGGCAAGAAGAAGGGUUCUUCCUUCCAGACUGUCUCAGCUCUUUUUCGGGAGAAUUUAAACAAGCUGAUGACCAACCUGAGAAGCACCCACCCCCAUUUUGUACGGUGCAUCAUUCCAAAUGAAACUAAAACACCUGGUGCCAUGGAGCACGAGCUGGUGCUGCACCAGCUGCGCUGUAACGGCGUGCUGGAAGGGAUCAGGAUUUGCAGGAAAGGGUUUCCCAACAGAGUCCUGUAUGCAGAUUUUAAACAGAGAUACAAAGUAUUAAAUGCCAGCGCUAUCCCAGAGGGACAGUUCAUUGACAGCAAGAAGGCAUGUGAGAAACUUCUUGGAUCGAUUGACAUAGACCAUACUCAAUACAAAUUUGGUCACACUAAGGUGUUCUUCAAAGCUGGGCUGGUAGGCCUUUUGGAAGAGAUGAGGGAUGAGAAGCUGGCACAGCUCAUCACCCGCACCCAGGCCAGGUGCAGGGGCUUCCUGGCGAGGACGGAGUACCAGAAAAUGGUGGAGAGAAGGGAAUCCAUCUUCUGCAUCCAGUACAACAUUCGUGCAUUCAUGAAUGUCAAACACUGGCCAUGGAUGAAGCUGUUCUUCAAGAUCAAGCCAUUGCUGAAGAGUGCAGAGUCUGAGAAGGAGAUGGCCAACAUGAAACAAGAAUUUGAGAAAACCAAGGAGGAGCUUGCAAAGUCUGAGGCAAAGCGGAAGGAGCUGGAAGAGAAAAUGGUGAAACUGGUGCAGGAGAAAAAUGACCUGCAGCUCCAGGUUCAGUCUGAAGCAGACGCUUUGGCUGAUGCUGAGGAAAGGUGCGACCAGCUCAUCAAAACCAAAAUCCAGCUGGAAGCCAAAGUCAAGGAGGUGACUGAAAGGGCAGAGGAUGAAGAGGAAAUCAAUGCUGAGCUGACAGCCAAGAAGAGGAAGCUGGAGGAUGAAUGUUCAGAGCUGAAGAAAGAUAUUGAUGACCUUGAGCUAACACUGGCCAAGGUGGAGAAGGAAAAACAUGCCACCGAAAACAAGGUAAAAAACCUGACUGAGGAGAUGGCAGCUUUGGAUGAGACCAUUGUGAAGCUGACAAAAGAGAAGAAAGCCCUCCAAGAGGCACAUCAGCAGACCCUGGAUGACCUGCAGGCAGAGGAAGACAAAGUCAAUACUCUGACCAAAGCCAAGACCAAGCUGGAACAGCAAGUGGAUGAUCUGGAAGGGUCCCUGGAGCAAGAGAAGAAACUGCGCAUGGACCUGGAGAGAGCAAAGAGGAAACUGGAAGGAGACCUGAAGCUGGCCCAGGACAGCAUCAUGGAUUUGGAGAAUGACAAGCAGCAGCUGGAUGAGAAACUGAAGAAGAAAGACUUUGAAAUCAGCCAGAUCCAGAGCAAGAUCGAGGAUGAGCAACUUCUAGGCAUACAAUUUCAGAAGAAGAUCAAGGAGCUGCAGGGCCCUUCCCAUUCUGCUCUGUGCCUGACCAUGCCAUUGAUCUUUGUUCCCACAGAGGAGAUUUCCGACCUCACGGAGCAGAUUGCGGAGGGAGGAAAGGCCAUUCAUGAGCUGGAGAAAGUGAAGAAGCAGAUUGAGCAGGAGAAAUCUGAAAUCCAGGCUGCACUGGAGGAAGCUGAGGCCUCCCUGGAACAUGAGGAGGGGAAGAUCCUGCGCCUGCAGCUUGAGCUCAACCAGGUGAAGGCUGAGAUUGACAGGAAGAUAGCAGAGAAGGACGAGGAGAUUGACCAGCUGAAGAGAAACCACCUGCGAGUUGUGGAGUCCUUGCAGAGCAGCUUGGAUGCUGAGAUCAGGAGCAGGAAUGAAGCCCUGAGACUGAAGAAGAAGAUGGAGGGAGACCUGAAUGAAAUGGAGAUCCAACUGAGUCAUGCUAACCGUGUGGCUGCAGAGGCACAGAAGAAUCUGAGAAAUACACAGGGAGUGCUCAAGGACACACAGAUCCAUCUGGAUGAUGCUCUCAGGACACAGGAUGACCUGAAGGAGCAGGUGGCCAUGGUGGAGCGCAGAGCAAACUUGCUGCAGGCUGAAAUUGAGGAGCUCCGGGCAGCCCUGGAGCAGACGGAGCGGUCGAGGAAAUUGGCUGAGCAGGAGCUUCUGGAUGCCACAGAACGUGUGCAGCUCCUGCACACCCAGAACACCAGCCUGAUCAACACCAAGAAGAAGCUGGAAACAGACAUUGCCCAGAUCCAGGGUGAAAUGGAGGAUACCAUCCAGGAAGCCCGCAAUGCUGAGGAGAAGGCCAAGAAGGCCAUCACAGAUGCAAAUCUGGAGAAGAUGUGCCGCACUCUGGAAGACCAGCUGAGCGAGUAUAAAACAAAGGAGGAGCAGAAUCAGCGUAUGAUUAGUGAUCUUAGUGCUCAAAGAGCUCGUCUGCAGACAGAAUCUGGUGAAUAUGGACGCCAGGUGGAAGAAAAAGAUGCUUUAAUUUCUCAGCUGUCUAGAGGAAAACAGGCUUUCACCCAGCAGAUUGAAGAACUGAAGCGGCAGCUAGAGGAGGAGGUCAAGGCAAAGAACGCCCUGGCCCACGCCCUGCAGUCUGCUCGCCAUGACUGUGACUUGCUCCGGGAACAAUAUGAGGAGGAGCAGGAGGCCAAGGGGGAGCUGCAGCGAGCCCUGUCCAAGGCCAACAGUGAAGUGGCCCAGUGGAGAACCAAAUACGAGACGGACGCGAUUCAGCGCACGGAGGAGCUCGAGGAGGCCAAGUAUGUGCGGGAGCUGGAAGGGGAGGUUGAUGCUGAGCAGAAGCGCAGCGCUGAAGCCGUGAAGGGCGUGCGCAAGUACGAGCGCAGGGUGAAGGAACUCACCUACCAGUCUGAGGAAGACAGGAAGAAUGUGCUGAGGCUGCAGGAUCUGGUGGACAAGCUGCAAAUGAAAGUGAAAUCUUACAAGAGACAAUCUGAGGAGGCUGAGCAGCUGUCCAAUGUGAACCUGUCCAAGUUCCGCAAGAUCCAGCACGAGCUGGAGGAGGCCGAGGAGCGGGCUGACAUUGCAGAGUCACAGGUCAACAAGCUCCGAGCCAAGAGCCGCGAGUUCCAUAGGAGGAUAGAAGAGGAAGAGUGAGCAUGUCACCAGGCAGCAAAGUGACCUGAGGGCUGCACAAAAUGUGAACCUCUUGGUCACUUUUCUUCUGCCAUGAGCCUUA
Zonotrichia albicollis (white-throated sparrow) is the source of this 4453-nucleotide messenger RNA. Lineage: Eukaryota; Metazoa; Chordata; Aves; Passeriformes; Passerellidae. The record is from RefSeq and is a predicted model, not a curated record.